AUGGGCUGGACGACAAGGCCCUAUACGCUUACUCCAGCAGGUAUCGGCGUUGGGACGUUACUGAAAUUCGGGAUUUUGUGUUGCAGUUUUUGUCUUCAAACUGUGGAUAGUAGGGUGUUCAUGAAACAGCUGAGUGCGACACCGGCUGACACGAAGUAUGGUCGCGUCCGAGGACGACUGGUGGAGUUUCCCAACCGUCACCUUCGGCCGGUCGAGGCUUAUUUUGGAUUACAAUACGCUUCUUUAUUGAAGGGUAGUUUAAGAUUCAUGCCACCGACGAGUCCGACGGAAAAGUGGAAAGGGGUAAGGGUGGCGUUAAAACACAGGCCGGUGUGCCCGCAGAAGAUAGUGGAGGAUGCGGAGCUAAAGAAAAAGUAUCCUCAGGUGGUCGCUGAACAACUGGCCCGACUGACACCGUUCGUGAGAGAACAAACAGAGGAUUGUCUCACACUCAAUCUUUACGUUCCCACACCAGACACAAAUCAAACCAGUUCCAACAAGGACAUGGCUGUGAUGGUUUUCAUUCAAGGAGAGUCUUUUGAAAGUGGAACCGGAAAUGCCUACGAUGGAAGCGUCUUGGCUAGUUAUGGGAACGUUAUUGUUGUAACCCUAAACUACCGACUUGGCGUCCUAGGUUUUCUCAGCGUAGGAAGUGGCGUCGCUCCGGGUAACUACGCUCUGCUUGAUCUUACGGCAGCUCUUCAUUGGCUCAGGCAGAAUAUUGAGAGCUUUGGUGGUCAUCCGAACAAGAUUACCCUAUUUGGGCAUGGAUACGGUGCGGCUCUUGUCAGCGACCUUCUUCUGUCUCCAAUGGGCAGAGACGGCGGUCUUUUCCAAAGAGCUAUUGUCCAAAGUGGUUCGGCUCUUAGUCCAUGGGCAAUAUCGACAGACCCGGUGAAAUGUACGCUAGAUUUGGCCGCUAACGUCGGAUGUCCAGACACGCUGGACAACACUACUUCUUUGAUUAUGUGCCUUAGAAAUAAAACCCUCUGGGAAUUGUUGAAUUCCGUCCCCACCCCUCCCAAGUACCACACGUGCUUUGGACCGUCUGUAAACGAGAGAAGCGGCGCUCUUCCCCGACCAGUGGAUAACUUGCUCACGGAUCCAAUGUACGAGUCGCCUAUCAGCUUACUCUUUGGCGUGACUAAGCACGAAGCAAUCCGCUACUUGAAAGAAAGCGACGUGGAAGGCAAAAUGUCUGAGAGCAGAAAACAACAGAUCAUGCGAACGUUUGUACACAACUUAUUCUCCUACCAAAAGCAGAGGUUAUUUGAAAUUCUAGACCACGACUACACCGAUUGGGAGAGCUCACUGGAGCGCAGGUCAAGAAGAGACAACACACUCGAACUACUGAGCGACGGCCUGUAUGUGGCGCCAUUAAUGAAACUUGGCGAGUACCACUCCAAGAAAAGUGACACUUAUUUCUAUAGUUUUAGUUACUCGUCCAGGGCAGAGAACAUACCACACUGGUCUGGCAGCAUUCAUGGGGAGGAAUUACCAUACGUGUUCGGAGCGCCACUUGUGGACGGAUUAUCUCCCUUUCAGUCCGAGUUUAGUAAAUCGGAGCGCAUGCUUAGUGAAGCAGUGAUGACGUACUGGACUAACUUUGCCAGAACGGGGGACCCGAAUCUACCCGCUUCGCAGAGCUCUGUCCACGGGGGAACAGUUAAGAACCGCUUUGUCAGUCUCGAUUGGCCAAAGUUCGAGACGAGCACACAGCAUUACUUACACAUAGGAAAAAGGCCCAAAGUAUCGCAUCAUUACCGCGGCAGAAAGAUCGCGCUGUGGUUGGAGCUGAUUCCCAAUCUGCACCGCCCAGACGGAUCCAACACGGACAACGAUGGCUUGAGGAACACCAACAACCUGUCCACGUUUGACGAACCGAACAGACUGGUGAAUCUGGAGGACAUCUUACCAUUCACGGUUACCAUGCCGAUAACAACGGAACCGGCCGUUACCAACGCGACCCUGUCUGCCAUUUUAAAUGACAGACCGAAAGGCGCCACAGUGGAAGGUGGCAGGGCUGCCGAAGAUUCCCUGUCUCAAACAACAGAUAAUUCUGUGGCUGGUUUGAACAAAUCCAGGUCGGCGUUUAGCUUGUUCUCUGAUAAGACGAACGCAAUGCCUUUAAGCAUAACCAUUUCUAUUGGCUGCUCUCUGCUGUUGCUCAAUGUAUUGAUUUUCGUUGGAAUAUACUUUCAAAGACACAAGAUAAAAAAGAUGUACAAACCAUCAGGCAAGCAGGGAGACGAUAUCAAGUUCCGGGCCAAAGGAGAUGUCAAAGAUUGCAAAUCGGAAUUCGAAACAAUAAACUUACUUUCCAAAACAGAUAUAGACAAUAUUCAAUUAAAACAAAAAGUGAAAGAAACGACUAUAAACGAUGCGGGAGUUCCUAGUAAAAUAAUAAUGACGUCAUUUGACGGUUCGGAACCCAAGCAGUAUUCGCAUGUAGUGGACGCCUCAUCUAUGCACAAUGUGGAUGGACAGAAUAGUCGACGUGCGAGAGGUAUGCAAUAUGCAAACAGAUAGUACUGUGCCGGGAGAGAUUGUGUUAAAAGACUGUUCCACCAACUGAAAUAAUUAUUCCUUCAUAUGAGUGUAAAAUUAUUAAAUUUUAAGAUGAAAUUCGCUUUUCAUCACCUAAAUGCGCUUAUGACGAGCUGACGGACAUUCCUUCUUACUAUAUUUUACCAAUCGCACUCGGGAGAUUGUUACAAUUCCUUCUUUAGUGUUUCCAGUUCAUUAAUGUCAGUGCUUGUGCAAUAUGUAUCUGACCUUAGUAUUGUAAGGUCUAACAAUUUUGUAGCCUUUCUCCAAGCCUUCCUCUUUGUGUACCCUACAUCCAACCCUGCCCCUAAACCUUACCGUUUGUGUAAGUCAAACCGGGUAUUUACCGUUGUCCCUAAUUUGCUAUCUUUUCAAAUUUCUGCUCAUUUUAGUUUGGGAUCAACGCAAAAAAUCUUUUCCCACGAUUCCACCGUUCAAAAAAUCAAUAGCAUUUACACUAAACAGAGAGGAAAUGACGCUUGCCCAUAAUUGUUAUGUAACACUAUCAGACGAAGUAAUCAACUAAAAGCGUACAAACAGGCCUCAAUGGAGCAAUACCAUUUCUAAACACAGUCCUUUGCGGAAAUAUUUAAGCGGUUCAGAAUUUCUCACUCUCUUAUCUUCUGAAGUUGAGUGCUUGUGCAGGUCUGUUAGAGGGGGGCCCUUGGGGUAUGUCAGAGGUCUGCGUAGAACCACAGACCAUGACGGUGGGUUCUUUGGAACAUCGCCCUGGAAUUUCCGCCGGUCGGGAGACGUACCGACUUAAGGAGCGCUUUACAUAGAAGCUUAAUUUACUUGCCGGGAUUAUACCACCUUUGGGACAAUCGAGGAAAAGGCUAACCCGGCAGUCCUUAUUGGGGUUUUGUAAUGAACGG
Molecule: messenger RNA, 3422 nt
Organism: Liolophura sinensis
Lineage: Eukaryota; Metazoa; Mollusca; Polyplacophora; Chitonida; Chitonidae
Product: neuroligin-4, X-linked-like
Exons: 6
Coding region: 1-2529 (842 amino acids)
Cellular component (GO): membrane
Molecular function (GO): neurexin family protein binding
Source: RefSeq, a predicted model, not a curated record